ACCUGUGGGGCCAAAGAGCAGGUGUUUUGGAAAGAGAAACUCAGGGAGCACACUCCUUCAACGUGAGACUGUGAGGGGAAAGGUUGCAUUUCAUUGGAGCUGAUGAUGACAGUUUUUGCCCACAAUGUACAAGGUUCAUAUUACCACCUUCAGCUCAGCAAUAUCUCUAGAAACCUCCCUCUGCACACCUUGCUGUACUGACUGCAUCAGGAGAAAAUUUCAUCUCCUGGAGGCUGCUGUCCAUCAUUUGUUCCUAGGGACUUCAGCAGAGACUGGUGUGAAGUGAACUCAUCAGGGGAGGACUCAUCUCCAAGUAGCAGGUGAAGUGACCCUCCACCAUGUCACUGCUGCAAGGGGCCAAGGUGCUGCAGACACUGGAGGAAGCCUUGAGGAAGAGCCUCCCUGAGUCCAUAAAGGUUUAUGGGACUGUCUUCCACAUAAGACAGGGAAACCCAUUCAAGCUAAUGGCCCUGGUGGACAAGUGGCCUGAUUUUAACACAGUGGUUGUUCGCCCUCAGGAGCAGGAUAUGAUAGAUGACCUUGAUCACUAUACCAAUGCUUACCAAAUCUACUCCAAAGAUCUCCAAAACUGCCAGGAAUUCCUUGGUUCACCAGAUGUCAUCAAUUGGAAGCAGCAUUUACAAAUUCAAAGUUCACAGCCCAGCCUGAACCAAGUGAUAGAACAUCUUGCAGACACUAAAUCUUUCAAAGUCAAACGAACACAACGCAUCCUGUAUAUAGCUCCUCAGACAGCCAAGAAACUGGCUCCCUCCCUGCUGGAUACACAGAAUUUACCACCCACUGAUGGCAAGCCCAAGCCCAUCAACCAAGAGAUGUUUAAACCCACAUCCUUGGAUGUUACACAUGCUGCCUUGGUGAAUGAGUUGUGGGCUCUUGGGGGCAAUGAGAGAAGCCAGAAAUUCAUUGAGCGCUGUAUCCAGGCUUUCCCCAACAUUUGUCUACUGGGGCCUGAAGGGACCCCUGUGUCCUGGAGCCUAAUGGACCAGACUGGAGAGAUGCGGAUGGCAGGCACCUUGCCAGAGUACCGGAACCAUGGCCUCGUCUCCUAUGUUGUCUAUGCCCACGAGCAGACAACGGACAGGCUCGGCUUUCCCAUCUAUGCUCAUGUGGACAAUAACAACAAAGCUAUGCAAAAAAUGAGUCACAAUCUGCAUCAUGUCCCCAUCCCUGGAGGCUGGAACCAGUGGAACUGUGUGCCUCUGUGAACACAGCCUGAACAUGCAACCACGUCAUGUGGAUCUGGCAUAUAACUGGAGGAGUGGACAGUGGAUGAAAGUAAGAAUAAAUGGCCAUCAAUGGGAAAGAAGUGGGCACUAUGUGAACUCUUUGAAGCACUGAGAUGGUCCACAGCAUUGCAGAAUCCCUGCACCUUACAGUUCUCAGUAAGGAAUUGAGAGAGAA
Messenger RNA from Otolemur garnettii (small-eared galago), 1422 nucleotides. Its product is annotated as glycine N-acyltransferase-like. Gene Ontology annotation, molecular function: glycine N-acyltransferase activity. Gene Ontology annotation, cellular component: mitochondrion. Lineage: Eukaryota; Metazoa; Chordata; Mammalia; Primates; Galagidae. The record is from RefSeq and is a predicted model, not a curated record. Bases 339 to 1226 code for a protein of 295 amino acids. The transcript has 6 exons.